UGCGAUUGCAACUGACAGCGACUGCUAAGGUACCUUACUCCGUCCCCGUCCCCGCGCCCGAACGAGACCGGUCGACUUACGAAGGAGGCUCGCAAUCCUCACCACCAUAUCUUAUUUAAAGUCGGCCACAAGAAUCUCGUCUCCCAAGCGCAUUGAAAUAGAACGCCAACGUCGUCAUGCCCGCCGCAGGAACUGGAGCAGCUGCAACUUUUGGAUGUCAAGCGCUCGGCUGUACAAGUACCUAUUCGAGCCAAUCCAAUCUCAACAGACACAUUAAGGCCAAACACGGCGUGUACGUCCAGAUGCCUUGCGGCAAGCUGAGACAAGACCACGGUUCCAACUCCCGUCGUCACAAGUUGAGAUGCCCGGAUUGCCGUGCAAUUCAGAGUCUGCCACCCCUUGACGCCAACUUGGAAGACCUCGACAACGCCAUCGAAAGGGUUUGGAGAGAGUUAGACGAUGCGUACAAUGCUAUUGCGGGUAGUCCUUACGGAUUUUUCUAGUAAGAAUCCUCUCCUUGGAAUGCGAGGCUACUCGAAUGAGUAUACACCAUCUAGCAGUUGACGGGGAAGUUGAUGUAUAUACGUAAGUAGUGUUAAUACCGGGACCUCGCUGACCCCUAACUAGGAGCUCUUGAGUCUACUUUUCUCUCAAUCUGGAGCAUUGAUAGAGAUAUGGACAUUUUUUAAUAUGUAUUGGACGGUUAUAUCGUGUUGUGCUUAAGAGCAAGCGGCCUGUUUCUCAUCUUCUUCUCCUUCUUAGGAUUCCCUUUAUUUGUUGUUUGGGCGAUACAUCGACUCUGGUGGUUCCCUUGUACCUAUGUGAAACUAUGGAGUCUAUGAUUAGUUACUCGAAUGUACAAACUUUCUUGAAGA
Colletotrichum godetiae is the source of this 875-nucleotide messenger RNA. RefSeq lists its product as uncharacterized. The transcript is spliced from 2 exons. Lineage: Eukaryota; Fungi; Ascomycota; Sordariomycetes; Glomerellales; Glomerellaceae. The record is from RefSeq and is a predicted model, not a curated record. Bases 177 to 503 code for a protein of 108 amino acids.